UCUACCCUUUCAAACCUUUCCUCUCCCCUUUCAAACCCAGCGGACCAGACCCUCCUAUUCAACUUCUUCCUUUUCAUUUGCACUCAUGAAUUCUCUCUCUUCUCCAUACAGGAACUGAUUUCUCCCCUCUCUCCCUUGACUAUUACAAGCUCCCAUAAACAACAACUCCUCUUGGGAGUCCUUUAAAGAAACGGAACGAACACAACAAAGAAGGAAUCAAGGAAAUACAUGGCUUCCAUGAACAUGAACAACUGGUUGGCUUUCUCUCUUUCACCUCAAGAGCUUCCCUCACAGUCUCAAAACCAUGCUCAGCCCAACAUCUCUCGCCUCGGAUUCAACUCUGACGAUAUCUCUGGAACCGAUGAUGUCUCCGGUGACUGCUUCGAUCUUGCUUCAGAUUCAACGGCUUCUUCACUUAACAUCCCUAACUUAAGACCAGAUGGGCCUCUUGGUAUCUUAGAAGCUUUCAACAGAACCAAUCAACCACAGUCCCAAGAUUGGAACUUUAAAACAAACUCAGAGCUUUCCAGGCUGAUGAGAGGCUCAAACAGUAAUCACAACAUUGAUCAAGAGGAGCCCAAGUUGGAAGACUUCCUUGGUGGCCAUUCUCUCACCGACCAUGACCAUAAACUUGCGAGGUGCAAUGUCAAGACAACCACAGCCUGCGAUAGACCCACUGGAGAUUACAUAUUCUCCAACUGUUCUUUACAGCUUCCGUCUGCGCCGAACAUGGCGACAUCAAACAGUUGUGGUGGUGGUAGUGGUAGCAGUGCAGUGACUGUAAGCGACACCACCACCACCAACAACUCUAUUGGGUUGUCGAUGAUAAAGACAUGGCUGAGGAACCAGCCGGCACCGACACAGCCGGAGAGCAAGAACGAGGGAGGGAGUAUCUGUGGUGGGUCACCUGCUGUGGUGGUCAAUAAUGGAACCCUAACAAGUGCUCAAACUCUUUCAUUAUCGAUGAGUACUGGGUCGCAGUCAAGCUUGGCUUUGCCUCUUCUUGCAGUAGCCGGUGGGAGCACCAACGGGACCGGUAGCAGCGGUGAGUGUUCCUCGUCAGAAAAUAAGGAGAAGACAACAACGGGUCUUGAUAGCCAGACUGGUGCUGUAGAGGCUGUGCCAAGGAAAUCUAUUGAUACUUUUGGGCAAAGGACCUCCAUCUACCGGGGUGUAACAAGGCACAGAUGGACUGGUAGAUAUGAAGCUCAUCUAUGGGACAAUAGCUGCCGAAGAGAGGGACAAACGCGUAAGGGAAGGCAAGUCUAUUUGGGUGGUUAUGACAAAGAAGAAAAAGCAGCAAAAGCUUAUGAUUUAGCUGCAUUGAAGUAUUGGGGUACAUCCACCACAACAAACUUUCCUAUUAGCAGUUAUGAAAAAGAGAUUGAAGAGAUGAAGAAUAUGACAAGGCAGGAGUAUGUUGCAUCUCUAAGAAGGAAAAGUAGUGGGUUCUCUCGGGGUGCAUCUAUCUAUCGUGGAGUCACGAGACACCAUCAACAUGGAAGAUGGCAAGCUAGGAUUGGAAGGGUAGCAGGGAACAAGGAUCUCUACUUGGGCACAUUCAGCACGCAAGAAGAAGCAGCUGAGGCCUAUGAUAUUGCAGCCAUAAAAUUCCGUGGUCUUAAUGCGGUUACCAACUUUGACAUGAGCAGAUAUGAUGUAAAUAACAUACUUGAGAGCAGCACUUUACCUAUUGGAGGAGCUUCAAAGCGUUUGAAAGAAGCGGAACAGACUGAAACAACAAAUGUAUUGGAUGGUCGAAGGAGUAGUAGUGAUCAUGACAACAACAACAGCAACAACAUCAAUAAUUCUCAUCAGCUAAUUGAUGGGUUUAACAGUUAUGCUGCAUCACACCACCAUGGAUGGCCCACCAUUGCAUUUCAACAGCAGGCUCAACCAUUAAGUAUGUACUAUGGUCAGCAAAGAACAGGUUGGUGUAAGCAAGAACAAGAAGAAGCAGCAGUAACUGCACAUAGCUUUCAAGAUCAUCUUCAACAGCUGCAAUUGGGCAAUAAUACCCAUAACUUCUUCCAGCCUUCUGUGAUGCACAAUCUCAUGAGCUUAGAUUCGGCCUCUUUGGAAAAUAGCUCGGGCUCUAAUUCCGUUAUUUACAGUAGUGGCGGAAAUGGUGGUGGCGGCAGUGGGGGUGGCAGUGGAGGAAGUGGUGGUAGCAAUGGUAUUUUUCAUGUAGUUGGUGGUGGAAACAACAGUAGUUGCUACGUGUUGCCUAUAAGUAGUAGUACAGUGAUAUCUGAUCAGCAAAGCAACAACCAGCAUAAUCUGGGGAGUUGUUAUGGGGAUAAUAUUGAUGUUAAGCAAAUGGGAUACGAAAAUGAUCCAUUCCAGCAAGCUCGGAAUUUAUAUUAUCUCUCACAGCAGCAACAGUCGGCAGGAUUAAUGAAGGUUAAUAAUAAUGGGUAUGAUCAUCAUCAGGUUCAGGGCUCAAGUUGCAACAACUGGUUGCCCACUGCGGUACAGCCUCUUGCACCUGCUAGGUCCAACAAUCUAGCUGUUUGUCAUGUAGCUCCAAUUUUCUCAGCAUGGAAUGAAACUUGAAGACUUUAUGAAGGAAUGGACGCAAAGAAAUGAGAGAAGGGAAUGUAUAAAGCAUAUUAAUUUCUGAUUUUGAAUUUUUUUUUUUUUUUUUUUUCAGAGAAAGAGAGACUCUCUUGGAAAAGAUCAACUAAAAGAUACUAUUACAGAAGGGAUUUAUCUGAAGUUCAGUGAUAGAAUGUGACUGUCAGGUCUCAUUCUCACUUUUUUGUGAACUUCAGACCAAUGGAUCCUCGGGAAGUUUAUAACUUCGGGUUUUGUCACU
Molecule: messenger RNA, 2818 nt
Organism: Macadamia integrifolia
Lineage: Eukaryota; Viridiplantae; Streptophyta; Magnoliopsida; Proteales; Proteaceae
Product: AP2-like ethylene-responsive transcription factor BBM2
Exons: 9
Coding region: 229-2556 (775 amino acids)
Biological process (GO): regulation of DNA-templated transcription
Molecular function (GO): DNA binding; DNA-binding transcription factor activity
Source: RefSeq, a predicted model, not a curated record